Molecule: messenger RNA, 567 nt
Organism: Cylindrotheca closterium
Lineage: Eukaryota; Bacillariophyta; Bacillariophyceae; Bacillariales; Bacillariaceae
Source: the annotation of a GenBank genome assembly
AUGAUGGAAAACAACCAAAACAACGCCAACUAUAACUCCAAUAACUCCAACCGUGUGGUUCGCACUGGUCUCUUUCGCGGAUUGAAAAUGCUCGCCAGUGCGAGUGAUUUCGUCCUGAAGAGAAAAAUUCGUUGCUACCUUGCACUGGAAGGUCCUCCAUCCAAACGCCCUCGUUCGAAUCGCAGUAGUAGCAACAACGACAAGCGCAGCAAUAAGGUCCACUUCCAUGACCAGGUCCAAGUCCGCACCAUCGAACACCAUUCGUCUUACACAGAAGAAGAGCGCAAUGCCAUGUGGCGUUCCAAAGAAGAGAUCAAGGCCCAUGCUGUACGCAACCGAUUCGAGAGGCAAUGGGAAGGCAAGGACUGGCGCAAUGCCCCUGAAGAAUCCGACAUGUUGUUUGAUGUCCGUCAUGGAGUCCGUUAUCAUCCAUGCUGGACCAUUCCUCGCACACCGUAUCACAGCGGAGAGAUACUGUACGGUAGCAAUAACAAGCGAGCCUCAUUCAGUCGUCAUCUCCUGCAGUACAUGCGCAAAUAUGGAACGACGGCCUUUUUGGAGGAAUGA